Ceutorhynchus assimilis (cabbage seed weevil) is the source of this 2904-nucleotide messenger RNA. Lineage: Eukaryota; Metazoa; Arthropoda; Insecta; Coleoptera; Curculionidae. The record is from the annotation of a GenBank genome assembly.
AUUAUUUCCAACCAACCUACUUCACCAUUCACCUGCAUAAAGACAAGAAUAUACUAUCUGUUAAAAGUAGUACCACAUACCUAUUGGAGUGGUUCUUUCAACUACGAACGAGUACCAGAAUGCAAAAGGAAAAUCUCUUAGUUAUCAGUGGCUUUAAGUAAAGUGAAAAUAUUGAAUGUUAUAAAUGGAUGAAAUUAAAUUGAACGGAAAUAAUGACAAGAUUCCUCGAGCGUCGACAGACGUCGAAACCGGUACCACCACCAAAGGUAAAAGUACCUCGAACGAAUCGCGGUCAGUUCGCGUUUGGUUCCGUCGUUUGUUCGUCAUGGUGACGGUACUCGCGAUAAUAGGCGGUUUCGGUGCCGUUUUGUGGUACUUUUUCGGAUGGCAGUUUUUGGUCCAGUUGGCCAUUGUGGCACUGGUGGCUUAUUUGGCCGUCGGGCACUGGAAGUGGUUCUAUGUGGCCGCUGUGACUGCCCCUAGGGAUUUGCGUGCCCUAUACAAAUACAUAAGGCUUCUGAUAGAAGUGAAAAGUUUACACCGAAAAAAUGUACCGCUGUACAAAAUGUUCCUGGAAAAUAUCAAAAAGCACCCUCACAAGCCCGCCAUCAUUUUCGAGGGCCAAGAAAUGACUUUCAUACAGAUCGAAGAGUACAGCAACAAAAUAGCCAACAUUUUCAAGAGCCAUGGCUACAAAAAGGGCGACAGGGUGGCCUUGUUUUUGGAAAACAGGCCGGAGUACGUGUGCAUUUGGCUCGGACUUUCAAAGUUGGGAGUCAUCGUGCCUUUAAUUAACACAAAUUUGAGACAGAACUCUUUGACCCACUCGAUCGGAGUAGCCAAAAGUCAAGCGGUGAUUUUCGGAGCAGAAUUGGCCGACGCUGUUAUUGAAAUCCUACCAAAAAUCGAAUCCAAAGUGGCUCUCUACCAAAUAAAUUGCAACAACAACGCCAAUUCACAAGAUGAAAGAUUCCAGAAUUUGGAUUCACUUUUAAAAGACGCUUCAAUUAAAUUACCAGAAGUUCCAGAAAAAUUAGGCCACCAUGACCAUUUGGUUUACAUUUACACUUCUGGUACCACCGGAUUACCUAAAGCAGCUGUAAUAAGUACAUCCAGAUAUUUCUUCAUAGUAGGCGCGAUGCAUUGGUUGUGCGGUUUUAAAUCGACCGACAGAUUUUAUUGUCCUUUGCCACUUUACCACACUGCCGGAGGUUGUAUGAGUAUGGGGCAAAUGUUGUGUUACGGCUCUAGUAUCGUAAUCAGAAAGAAAUUUUCGGCUUCGUCUUAUUUCAGCGAGUGCAGAAAGUAUAAUUGUACGACUGCUCAAUACAUUGGAGAAAUGUGCCGGUACAUUCUAGCAGUACCUCCCAAACCAACAGACAAGGAGCAUAACAUCAGAAUGAUUUUCGGAAAUGGUCUAAGGCCUCAAAUUUGGAAAGAAUUUGUUGACAGAUUUAAUAUUAAAAGCGUCAAAGAGUUUUACGGUGCUACUGAAGGAAAUGCAAAUAUUGUAAACACCGACAACACUGUAGGAUCAAUAGGCUUCAUUUCGCGCAUUAUUCCACAAAUAUACCCAAUAUCCAUAAUAAAAGUCGACGAACAAGGUGAACCGCUCCGAGAUGCGCGUGGGUUGUGUCGCACCUGCGAACCCAAUGAACCCGGCGUUUUUAUCGGAAAAAUUGUGCCCAACAAUCCAUCGAGGGCCUUUUUAGGUUACGUCGAUACCGAGGCAUCGAAAAAGAAAAUCGUCCGCAAUGUUUUUAGUCAGGGAGAUAGCGCUUUUAUUUCGGGCGAUAUUUUGAUCGCCGAUGAGUUUGGAAAUUUGUUUUUCAAAGACCGGACGGGCGAUACUUUCAGGUGGAAAGGGGAAAAUGUAUCGACGUCAGAGAUUGAAGGCGUCUUGAGCAACAUUGUAGACUACAAAGAUGUGGUCGUUUAUGGCGUAGAAAUCCGAAACAUGGAAGGCAGAGCCGGAAUGGCAGCUCUCUACGAUCCCCAAAGGGAAGUCAGUCUGGAUAAACUCUACAAAGGCCUUUGUGAGGCUUUGCCAGUCUAUGCCAGGCCGAUUUUCAUACGGAUAUUGACCAAAUUGGAUUUGACUGGUACUUACAAAAUGAAGAAAAACGAUCUUCAAAAUCAAGGUUUUGAUCCUUCAAGGACUAGUGACAGUAUUUAUUAUUUGACAGCGAAAGGACAAUACGAACCAGUGACUCAAGAGAUUUACGAAAAAAUAAAUUCAGGAGAAAUUCGAAUUUAAGUUGGUAUUUCAAAAGGCAGACUGAUGAUUGAUUACCUUUUGACUAUAAUAAGAAUCUGAGGGAUAUUGUUGUAUUUACACCUAGUUUGGACUUAAUUUAUACAACUUGUUUUUAGUAGCUAUAUUUCUCUAGGCCUUUUGUUAAAGGAUUAAGUUAAAUGUAAAGAAUACUUGGAAUAAUUUUUGAAACAUAGCGUAUUGCCCGUAUUACAUCUAUGUAUUUUUCCGUGUAUUUAUUCAUGUAGUUCAGGGUGACAACCGAAAAACUUCAAACUCAACAUAAAUCAGCAUUAUGAAAAACAAAAUAAUGUUGGCACCCUGAACUACAUGAAUAAAUACACGGAAAAAUACACAGAUGUAAUACAGGCAUUAAAGAUCUAAAACAAAGAAAAAAUUCAAGGCUGUGCAGAAUUUGAAAUUUAUUUCCUGUUUUUAUUGUUUCACUAUUUAUAAGUAAGUAUAAUAUAAUAUACAUUGUGAGUUUUAAAAAAUUGCAUACAUUUUGGAAUGAUCACUUUAUUAAAUCACCUUGUUUUUCCAUAAAUUACACAUCUAUCUACAUUUUGUCCCAUAACUUUGUUAAUUUUAAUUAGAUUUUAACGUUUAACGCAAUUAGACUCAAAUUAAAGCCAAAUAAAUUCUCUACA